AUGUUGUCUCUAAGAAAAAUCUGUGCUCUAGGGUUAUCAUGGCUCGCCCAGAAAGCCUAUGCUCAAGACUCAUCACCUUCAGGGCCGACGAUGCCCAAUAUCGUCAAGAACUGCAAUGCAUUUUAUACGGUCCUUGAAGGGUCUGGCGACUCGUGCUGGUCCAUCACACAAAAGUUCAGCAUCACGCUUGACCAAUUCUACACCUGGAAUCCAGAUGUGACGGACGAUUGUGGUACCAACUUCUGGCCUGGCUACUCAUACUGCGUUGGUAUAGAUCCCAGUAUACCAACGACUUCAUCUUCGUCUUCAUCUUCAUCUUCAUCUUCAUCUUCCACCAUAUCGAGCACCAGUAGCAGUAGCGUGACAUCUAGCAGCACUACAACGACCAGUGUACCACCCAACACGGAGCCGUAUACAACUAACUGGCCCAUCACGAAUUGGACUAUCACCCCGACCACGAUAGAAACGAACUUCCCGCCGCAGCGAACCCAACCAGGGCAGCCCCCGGCUUGCAACAACUGGUACUAUGUCAACCCAACUGAUACAUGCGACAGCAUCGUAUCUACCAACUCGUGGCUGACCCUCGAGAACUUGCAUGCUUGGAACCCAGUCCUCGACAGCGACUGCUCAGGACUAUAUGCCGGCUGGUGGCUCUGCAUUGGUAUCCCAACAACCUCGACAGCCGAGUUUGGCUGGACCACGACGGAUGCACCACCUGAUAUACCUACAUUCACAGGUAAUUAUACCUUUACACCACUCCCGGAAGUCAACUCGACCUUCGUAGCCGAGCCCACACAAACGGGGAUAGUCGGCGGUUGCCUGGCUUUCUAUCAAGCUCAGAGUGGCGAUACCUGCCGCAACAUCGUAGACGGCCACUAUUUGACUGAGGAGGACUUCAUGGCGAUGAAUCCAGCUCUUAAUGGCAAUUGCGACGGUCUCUGGACGGGAUAUUACUACUGCGUCGUCGGACCUAGCGGUAUCACUGCUAUGCCCCCUACCGCUACGUCGCCGCCGGCUACAAUUCCAUCUGGCCAAACUAGCGAUUGUCUUCAUUGGUACCAGCGCGAUGGAGAAUCCUGUGCCGAUAUCGUCACCAUGUUUGGUAUCUUCUCCCUAUCCGACUUUCGAGCAUGGAACCCCAGUCUUGGGGGAGAGUCAUGCGAAGGUAUCGUUGAUGGUGCUUGGUAUUGCGUAGGCAUUCCAGGAACGCCCACGACGAGGACGAGUCCUAUACCGACUACUACGGACCAGCCGCUAACACCCACGCAAAGUGGAAUGGUAACCGGAUGUACCAAGCUUUGGCUUGUCUCUUCUACCGACACCUGCGACUCAAUAAUUUCGGCGAAUGGCAUAAGCCCCGAUGUCUUCUACCAGUGGAACCCAGCAGUUGGAUCAGGAACUUGCGAUAACUUGGCACCAGACUUCUACGUCUGCGUCGCGGUAGGCGAUUCCGCGUCGUUGCCUCCAAGUACGACAAGUUCGUCGCCAACUACCACUACUACCUCAGCCAUCACGACACCAACCCCAGUCCAGGCGGGUAUGGUAUCCGGCUGUAGGAGAUUCUACAAGGCGCAGACGGGUGACGGAUGCUGGGCCAUUGCUAAUUCGGCGGGAAUUAGUCUCGAGUAA
Daldinia decipiens is the source of this 1629-nucleotide messenger RNA. RefSeq lists its product as uncharacterized. The record is from RefSeq and is a predicted model, not a curated record. Bases 1 to 1629 code for a protein of 542 amino acids. The transcript has 4 exons. NCBI's taxonomy places the organism in Eukaryota, Fungi, Ascomycota, Sordariomycetes, Xylariales, Hypoxylaceae.